AUGCACCGCAGUUGUCACUUGCAGCGUCCUUGUUCAGGUCGUGGUCUCUCGUUUGUCCAUCCUUCCAGCUUUACUCCGUACAGAUACAGGCAAUGCAUUUCAGCUAGCUACCUUCUUGCCCUAGCGGCAAUCACCGCUGCUAUUCCAUUCCAAGGUCAGAACGGCGCGACAAGCCACAAAGGCGAGGUCCUCUCCAUCCCAAACCUGCAAAUCCCCCGCGGGAAGAAAUUCAUCGAAAGCCCUGCAUCUGCAAAGCCCCUGCAGCACAAGCCAGUGUAUGAACCCGAGGCGAUAAACAUGCACCAGGACGGCGGCAACACUGGCAGCAUCGACUAUUUAGGACCCCUCGGAAACAAUCCCGAGGUCACUUCCACCCUCGAAGGCCUACACAUCUUCCUCUGGACUAAGAGUGGACAGACGGUGGCUGGGUAUACCACCCUGGAAACUAGCGGCUUGAAAUGGGGACUUGCAGCCGUGGACGGCGAGAUGAAAGCUUAG
Molecule: messenger RNA, 498 nt
Organism: Aspergillus chevalieri
Lineage: Eukaryota; Fungi; Ascomycota; Eurotiomycetes; Eurotiales; Aspergillaceae
Exons: 1
Coding region: 1-498 (165 amino acids)
Source: RefSeq, a predicted model, not a curated record